Cuscuta campestris is the source of this 1121-nucleotide messenger RNA. Lineage: Eukaryota; Viridiplantae; Streptophyta; Magnoliopsida; Solanales; Convolvulaceae. The record is from the annotation of a GenBank genome assembly.
ACGUGAAUCUUUUUUGUGACUUGUGUUUUGUAAAAUUUUAAGGUAAAUGAACUUCUUAGCCACAUAAGUUGAACGUUUUCCUUAAGAUUCGUUAUAAAGUGAUUGUUUAUGUCUUGGUGUUCUUGUUUGUUAUUUUCAUAAAAAUUGGGAUUGUUUAAGCGCAAUAAACAACUCUUGAUUUAAUGAAAAUAUAUGGGCUUCCUAACAUCAAACACGGCGGCACCGCUUCAACCACGGCGGAGCCCCACCACUAUGGCGGCCGGCGCGUUCUACUUGCCCAAAGAAAGCAAGAAAAGGCCCCUCGGAGAAGACGCCCACUUCAUCUUCCCCGAAGGCCAGACCAUCGGCGUGGCUGACGGCGUGGGCGCGUGGUCCUUCCACGGAGUCGACGCCGGAAAGUAUUCCCGAAUGCUCAUGUCCAAAGCAGAAGCCUCCGCCCGUUCUCAGGCAGGCGGCGGGGUCAAUCCCAUGAAAGCCUUGACGGACGCUUACGCCGGCACGAACGUUCUCGGCUCUUCGACGGCGUGUAUUUUGACGCUAACGGAUGACGGAGUCAUCUCGGCCGUUAAUGUGGGAGACAGCGGGUUCGCAAUCGUACGGGCCGGUUCGGUGGAGUACAAGUCCCCGGUCCAGCAGAGGGAGUUCAACUACCCGUUCCAACUCGGGAGAGGCAUAUGGUCGGACCGGCCGGCUGUGGCAGCCCGGAUCAAGGUGGAAGUUCGGCCGGGUGACGUCAUAGUGAUGGCAACCGACGGGCUAUUCGACAACGUUAAAGACGAAUUGGUGGCGGAAUUGGUCGGCGGCGGCGCAGAUGCGCCGGGAAAAGUGGCGGAGCGGUUAGCGAAGGAGGCGCUCAAGAUCGCAAAGAGUAAGGACGUGGAAACGCCGAUCGCGUUGGAGGCUCGGAAAGCGGGGAUAGAAUAUUCCGGCGGAAAGUACGAUGACAUCACGGUGAUUGUCGCCUACAUUGAAGCUGCGGCAGAUCAAUCUGGAACGAUUGCUGUAAAUUUGGGAACAUAGUUUUAAUCUGAAUUAAAUAUGCUUUGAGUUCUCUAAAAAUUGGGUAUUAUAUCUUGGUAAAUUCUCUCUAAAAUAUGUAGACAUAAAGAUUUUGGUCAAGA